Molecule: messenger RNA, 423 nt
Organism: Paracoccidioides lutzii Pb01
Exons: 2
Coding region: 1-423 (140 amino acids)
Source: RefSeq, a predicted model, not a curated record
AUGGCACACAAUGAUAAGCGAGCCAUACACAUCGACUCCGACAAGGAUGAAACUAUUGAAAGGACACUGAAGAUGAUGGAACACCCCUCCACCACAGUGUUUACAGCAGGCAUCAAAGAGCACUGGGCAGUCCUGACAGUGGAAUUAAUAGCAAUCUACUAUGCACUCUUCCUCGCAUGGCAAUCGCACUUCGGUGCCACAAGCCUCCAAGCCACUCGAGUUGAACCCCUACACCAUCGCACCUACAUCAUUAUAAGUGACUCGCGCUCCGCACUUAAAGAACAUCAAGAAUUCAUCAAAACAGUCUGGAUGACAAAUAGUCUACAGCAUUCUAGAUACAACAAAACAGAUGAAAGAAACACCGCGAGUCAACAUCUGAAUGCAACGGGUGUCGGUCAACUGUGGUGGUAUCUUCGGAAAUGA